This is a messenger RNA of Zingiber officinale, 1743 nucleotides long. RefSeq names its product flavin-containing monooxygenase FMO GS-OX-like 4. Gene Ontology annotation, molecular function: NADP binding; flavin adenine dinucleotide binding; N,N-dimethylaniline monooxygenase activity. Lineage: Eukaryota; Viridiplantae; Streptophyta; Magnoliopsida; Zingiberales; Zingiberaceae. The record is from RefSeq and is a predicted model, not a curated record. Bases 95 to 1459 code for a protein of 454 amino acids. The transcript has 7 exons.
AAUUCGACUCAAUUCGAUUCGUUUACACCUUAGGACGAACAAGAAUCUUUAUCCGAACCAGUCCACACCCUACCGCCUUCCUGAUCGUCUGCUCAUGUCCCCCUCUUCCUGCCUCGCCGCUUGGCUCGUGACCCCGCCUUCGGCCUCCCUCAGGGUGGCCGUCAUCGGCGCCGGUGCCGCAGGUUUCGUGGCCGCGCGCGAGCUCCGCCGCGAGGGCCACCGCGUCGUCGUCUUCGAGCGUGGCGCUGCCAUUGGGGGCACCUGGGUCUACACCACCGCCACCGAGUCCGAUCCCCUAGGCCUCGAUCCCUUCCGUGAGAUCGUCCACUCCAGCCUCUACGAUUCACUCCGCACGAAUCUUCCUCGCGAGUGUAUGGACUUCCUCGACUAUCCUUUCUCCUCCGGCCGCUCGCCCGCCGGGGGUGAUCCUCGGCGGUUCCCAGGGCACCGUGAGGUGCUUCGUUAUCUGGAGGAUUUUUGCAGGGAUUUUGACCUGUACAGGCUGAUCCGGUUUCAGACGGAGGUGACCGGGGUGGAGAAUCUUUGCGACGAGAGAUGGGAAGUUAGGUCGAGGAGGGAUGGCUUGGUCGAAGAGAGUGAGGUGUUUGAUGGUGUGGUUGUUUGCAAUGGUCACUACACCGAGCCGCGGGUUGCGGAGAUUCCUGGUAUCAAUACAUGGCCUGGGAAGCAAAUGCAUAGUCACAAUUAUCGGCUCCCUGAGCUAUUCCUUGAUCAAAUGGUGGUUAUAAUUGGGAGCUCAUCUAGUGCUGUUGACAUUUCAAGGGAUAUUGCUAAAUAUGCUAAAGAAGUGCAUGUAUCUAGUCGGUCACUGUCUACUGAAUUUCCAAAGAAGCAACCUGGCUAUGAUAACAUGUGGCUUCAUUCUGCGAUUGAGAGCACCCACACGGAUGGCAAUGUAGUAUUUCUAGAUGGAAGCCAAUUCCAUGUUGAUGUUAUUAUCCAUUGUACCGGGUACAAAUACCACUUCCCUUUUCUUAAAACAAACAAUACUGUCACUGUGGAUGACAAUUGUGUUGGCCCGUUGUAUAAGCAUGUAUUUCCACCAUCUCAUGCUCCAAGACUUUCCUUUAUUGGAAUACCUUGGAAGGUAGCUCCUUUCCCACUAUUUGAAUUGCAAAGUAAGUGGGUCGCAGGUGUUUUAUCUGGGCGAAUUACACUACCAACUGAAGAAGAAAUGAUGGCAGAUGUAGAAGCUUGGUACUUGGAAAUUGAGGCUCUUGGAUGGCCCAAGAGAUACAACCAUAACUUGUCCGAAAAUCAGUUCGAGUAUGACGACUGGCUUGCAGCGCAGUGUGGUCAUCCUCCCAUUGAAGAGUGGAGGAAGUUGAUGUACGAGUCCGCUUCCAUGAAUAGAGUAGCUCGACCAGAGAAAUAUCGCGAUGAAUGGGACGAUGAUCAUUUAGUCACACAAGCUGAACAGUCUUUUAAAUUCUUGUGACAUCUCUUGAUUCAAAAUUUUGCUCGGCAAACUUCAUCGCAUACAACUGUUGAUCAUGCCACUCAUGAAGGAUCAUUGUCCUUUGACAUUCUUCCUCCAAGCAUUUGUAUCAUUUGUAUUUUAUUUAUUAAAUUAUCUAUUGAGGUAGCAUAUCUCGGGUAUUCUCCUGUAAUAAUUAUAUCACAAUGUUUGCUUAUUUAUGGGAAAAUUAGCAUUCCCUCUUUUUAACCUGGAGGCAAGGAUUUGAUUCUUUCUCAAGUAAAUUAAUUUUCCAUAGUGAGUUA